Molecule: messenger RNA, 2459 nt
Organism: Haliotis rufescens (red abalone)
Lineage: Eukaryota; Metazoa; Mollusca; Gastropoda; Lepetellida; Haliotidae
Product: DNA excision repair protein ERCC-1-like
Exons: 12
Coding region: 100-1206 (368 amino acids)
Biological process (GO): mitotic recombination; nucleotide-excision repair; UV-damage excision repair
Cellular component (GO): nucleus; nucleotide-excision repair factor 1 complex; ERCC4-ERCC1 complex
Molecular function (GO): single-stranded DNA binding; damaged DNA binding
Source: RefSeq, a predicted model, not a curated record
UACUUCAAUUUGUUGCAAUAGAGUUGACCAUAGUCGUGUAUUUUCAACAGAAAUCAACAACCUUAGGUGUAUCUACUUGUAGCGCAUGAAUGUCAAAACAUGGCUGGAAAAGGAAGGUUUAGAAUUCCAACUCUAGAUGAGAAAGACAAAGCUGAAUCAGGUUUGAAAAAAGGAGUCAAGCCUCUCUUUAAGACUGUCAAGGAGUCUAAGAGUGAUGGUGUAUUGCCCAAGCAAGUCGUACCAUCAGUAGCUUCCAGCUUACCACAGAAAAGACUGCCAACCAACAGUAGCAACUCCAACACACACCCAUCAAGCUCAGUCUCAACAGACACAAAGGCUGCAUCCAGUAAUGAUAAAAAUAUAAAUUCUGCAAAAGAAGGUGUUAGCAAAUCACAAACAGCUAACAAUUUGACAAAAGUGACAGCUAGUAAGCUGGAUGUUGCAGCAAAAUCCACAAGUUUACAAAAGGAAGCAGAGAAAUUAGCAGAAGAACAACCUGUAGAAUCUCUACCAACACUUGCUAAAAUAGGAAAAACAAACUCCCUGAUUGUUAACCAGAGACAGAGAGGAAACCCCAUAUUGAAGCAUGUGAGAAACAUACCCUGGGAAUACGGGAACAUUGUACCAGAUUACGUUAUGGGGCAAUCAACAUGUGCGCUGUUCCUCAGUCUUCGAUAUCAUCAACUUAACCCAGAAUAUGUCCACAAACGGCUUAACCUUCUGGGCAAGAGUUUUGAUCUGAGGGUACUGCUUGUCCAAGUUGAUAUUAAAGACCCUCACCACCUGUUGAAGGACCUGGCCAAGAUGUGUAUUCUGGCCGACUGCACGCUCAUGCUGGCUUUCAGCCCGGAGGAGGCAGGGAGGUAUCUGGAGACGUACAAGGUGUAUGAGAACAAACCACCAGAAGCCAUCAUGGAGAGAACAGAGAACAACUUCAUGGCUAAGAUGACAGAUUGCCUGACGACUGUGAAGUCCGUCAACAAAACAGACUGUAUGACUCUCAUGACCACGUUUGGGAGCCUGGAGAAGGUGAUGAAGGCGGGAAGGGAGGAGCUGUCACUGUGUCCAGGGUUCGGGCCUCAGAAGGCCCAGCGCCUCCAUGACGUGUUCCAUCAGCCAUUUCUGAAAAGUAGGAAACGACGACCUGACAACACAAAAGAUAUGUCAGAAGAUACCGAACCAAGCACAUCCAAGUCAGCUAGAUAACACAAGGCGUGUUCAUAUGUGUAUAGUUCAGUGUUCUAUUCUGCCCUGAUGUACCUCAGUUUGGUCAUGGGAUUAAAUCAACCAUUGACGGUGAACAUGGUUGGUCUACGGUGCUACACACUGGAAACCACUUCUGGCGGAAAUACAACAUUGAAUUUGUAGUUGCUAUGGUUUCUGAGAACUUCACCUCUGUUCGGUGAAGUAGACAGUCAUGGCGCUGCACAGUCCAUCCAAGUGGAAACCUUUAAAGGCUCCCAGAAGGCAGCUCAGUAAAAGGAAGCCAUCAAGCAAUACCCAAGGGCUUGAAGAACUAAAGUAACAUGUGACCUUACAAUGAACAAUGGAAUUCCCUGUCAUCACAGGUCACUGGUGUUACUACCAGUUGGUAUGUGUGUAGAAAACCCUGAGGUACCAAAAUGAGCACAAUAAUUUACAGCUCAUUAAUCCCGGAUUGAGCAGCUCUUGGAAUGGGUGCUUGAUGACCACCGUUACAGGAUAGAUGUCGUCUCCAAACCUGCUCCAUUUUCACCUUCUGGUAGGAUUGAAACUAGGUAUUCCAAAGCAACAAAUAGCAGUAGUCUUUGUCAUUCCAAAAAGACUUUUCUCACACCAAAAAACUCUUCCUAGCAUGAUUGAGCAGGAUAUGUUUGUUAGGCAUAGUAAAUGAGGUGACACCUGACUGGCUGAUAUUUGUAAUCUCUGUAUAAAUUAACCACACUGAUUGGAACAGUUUUUGUUUAUCGAUGAAUUCAAAUAUAUUUGCAUAUUUAUUAGAUCCGUUUCAUCUGAUUGUCAAAUUUUCAAAAAGAUGCAAAAGCUCAACAAUUUAUCAAGUGGGAUCAAUUUCUUAAAUGGCCUAAGUAUUUCAUUUUCCGUUUACAUAUUUUUGCAUUGUUUCAAAUAUGAAUGUGUAAACUUGAGGUCAGCGGUCAUCUGGUAAGCUGGUUAUAAAAUUAUCUUAUGGCUUCACAAUGUCCGUAUCUAAUAUCUCUGUAUGUUGAUGAUCAGAAGCAGGGAUUGGCACACAGAUAGUCUUUGAGCUGUUUGGUUGACUAGUGCAAAACAACUGGUUCUCAAGCAGUGGCGUGUGAAUAAUUGGUGUGGAUGUGACCGUAUUUGUAUGGGUGUGCUACCCCAGAUCCAGUCUCACUAAAAACAGAUCUUAGUGCUCGCAAUUCAUUCUUGAUUUAUCAUCUGUAAACAUGUCAUGUCUAACAAUAUAUUUUCACAACAUAAAAUCAAUUCUAAUUCAA